This is a messenger RNA of Plasmodium vinckei vinckei, 576 nucleotides long. Its product is annotated as small GTP-binding protein sar1, putative. NCBI's taxonomy places the organism in Eukaryota, Apicomplexa, Aconoidasida, Haemosporida, Plasmodiidae. The transcript has 3 exons. Gene Ontology annotation, molecular function: GTPase activity; GTP binding. The record is from RefSeq and is a predicted model, not a curated record. Gene Ontology annotation, cellular component: endoplasmic reticulum exit site; COPII vesicle coat. Bases 1 to 576 code for a protein of 191 amino acids. Gene Ontology annotation, biological process: membrane organization; intracellular protein transport; vesicle organization.
AUGUUUAUUAUAAAUUGGUUUCGAGACAUUUUAGCCCAUUUGGGGUUGUCACAAAAGAGCGCUAGAAUAUUAUUUUUAGGAUUGGAUAAUGCUGGUAAGACGACCUUAUUGCAUAUGCUUAAAGAUGAUAGAGUUGCUCAACAUGUCCCAACUUUACAUCCACAUUCUGAAGAAUUAGUUGUUGGUAAAAUAAGAUUUAAAACAUUUGAUUUGGGUGGGCAUGAAACAGCAAGGAGAAUAUGGAGAGACUAUUUUGCAGCCGUUGAUGCAGUUGUGUUUAUGAUUGACACAACUGAUCGAUCACGAUUUAGUGAAGCAAGAGAAGAGUUAAAACAUUUAUUAGAAACAGAAGAAUUAAGUACUGUUCCAUUUGUUGUAUUAGGAAAUAAAAUUGAUAAACCUGAUGCAGCAAGUGAAGAUGAACUAAGACAACAUUUAAACUUAUAUUCAAAUUCAACUAUUAGUCACAUUAAAGGACGUACAGGUGUUAGACCAGUCGAACUAUUUAUGUGUAGUGUUAUAAGAAGAAUGGGGUAUGCAGCUGCCUUUAAAUGGAUAUCUCAAUUUUUAACAUAA